AUUACUCGGCAGACGGCAGCGCACACAUUCACUUGGCCUUGGCUUUUGCCUUUGUGCUGUGACUUGCAAGGAACGUCGGCGAGAGGGCCGGGCAGGCAGGCAGGCGCACAGCACAGACUCCUCCAUCCUCGCCCACCGGCCGGCCGGCGCUCCCGAUGGCGUCCAGGUGCUUCUUCCCCAGGGACGCUGCGGCCGCCGACCACCCGCAGUCCAAGGCGGCGGCGGCCCAGGCCCUCGAGCGGCUGCACCACGGCGGGCGCCUCCUGUCCAGGGAGGACGUCGGGGGCGCGGUGCGCGUCAAGAUCGUCGUCAGCAAGCGCGAGCUCAAGCAGAUGGUCGCGGCGCUCGGCGACGGCGGUCUGGUGGCCGCGGCCAGCAGCGAGCGCCACCGGCAGCGCGCGGCGGCAGCGGCAGGGCCGGGCGCCGAGCAGAGGCUGCAGUCGCUGCGGCGGCGCAGCGUGCGGCGGGCGGCCGAGGCUGCCGCGCGGCGGAUGCAGGCGGGCGGGGAGUGGGAGCCCGGCCUGCAGAGCAUCCCCGAGGAGGUUUGCUGAUGACUACCAGACCAGUAGAUGAUGUAUGAUGAUGGCGUCCUUCUCUUUCAUGGCUAGUAGUAGUAGUAGCAGUAAUCUCUUGACUAAUUGUGGCUUGGAUACGUUUUGAUCCAUCACUUGCCUCGCUGCUGCUAAAAGCGCGCUAGGAGAUGUAUGGUGUUGUACAGCGCUGUUCUCGUUCUGCUCUGGGCUAUCCUGGCCCAGUACGGCUGCUUCUUGAUGUAGUUUCUGCGUACGUUUUGCCCU
Molecule: messenger RNA, 797 nt
Organism: Zea mays
Lineage: Eukaryota; Viridiplantae; Streptophyta; Magnoliopsida; Poales; Poaceae
Exons: 1
Coding region: 156-551 (131 amino acids)
Source: RefSeq, marked validated